Messenger RNA from Racocetra persica, 406 nucleotides. NCBI's taxonomy places the organism in Eukaryota, Fungi, Glomeromycota, Glomeromycetes, Diversisporales, Gigasporaceae. The record is from the annotation of a GenBank genome assembly.
UCACAUUACAAUGGAUGAUUUUUUUACUACCCUAAAAACAAUGAAAGGUCAAAAUAUAGAAAAUUUUAAGCAAAUUAUUAGCAUUGAUGAACAAACAGCUCCAAUAGAUCCAAAAGAGGUUGCAACAUACAUUUCGGAUAAUAUUCUUGUGGCUAUAAACUUCAAGUUCAAUUAUAAAGACAAACUCCCAAUGAGAUCGGAACAUAUAUCAAAAUUUAGAUACCACUGUGUGCAAUUACUUGAUAGGCAAAAAAAACCAAAAAAGCAUGAAGAUCCUACCAAACAUAGAGAUCAUUUGCCAAUGCAAAGGUUUCAUUGUAGAGGCUGGCUAACGCUUACUAUAGACACAGAAAAAAACCAAAUUGAGGUUGAAUUAGUUCACGAAUAUCACGCUGAAUAUGCUGAU